This is a messenger RNA of Enterobius vermicularis (human pinworm), 2133 nucleotides long. The record is from the annotation of a GenBank genome assembly. NCBI's taxonomy places the organism in Eukaryota, Metazoa, Nematoda, Chromadorea, Rhabditida, Oxyuridae.
AUGACGCAAGUAUGGGAAAAUCCAUUCCGUGGCGGUACCGUAAAGCGAGCUGAAGAAAGUCUACCAGCCGGUUUGGAAAAUUUGUCGCAGGAGGAAAGGGACCAAAUUAUGGCCAAACUUGCUUGCGCGCAACUUGAUGCCGACCAAGGGUUUGCGCCAAUGGCUCCAAAACUUACUGCAUCGAAAACAGCAGAUUCCAUCCCGACCGAAAUUAACAAAAGUCGCUCAUUUUCAACGCUCUUGAAUUUGGAGUCUGACAAAGAUUCGAUGAAUGGUCGGAGGGAUGCCCAAGGCAGAAGUCAGUCAAUAUCUCAAGCUGGGACUACAGAACCAUUUUCAACUACAGAUUCUGCUGAAGACAGUCCUGCCUCACAAGUUCAUUCAAAAGGCCCCUUGAAAAUGAUCAGGCAAAAGGCAUCCUUUGAUGAACCACAAAGCGUCGAACAAGUACAACCGGAACCUGUAACAACCACUCAGCUGAAUGACGAAAUAGCGGAAAGUCUAGCUCAUUUAUCGCCUGAAGAACGGGAAAAGAUUUUAGCUGUCAUGAGAAGUGCUGAAAAUGAAGAAAGGGGAAGCAUUUCAGCAGCUAGUGACAUACGCCCCGAACGUCCAGCAAUAGUACCUCCAGAAAAAACAUUUGAAGAUCUUCAAAUUGAGCCAACCUUCGAUAGGUCUUCAGUUGUAAAUUAUGACGAUGAAAAUAGCAUAAAGAACGACAGAAAGACAGUGAUAAAUGAGAUUGGGUCGGCAAAAGUUCAGACAGAAGACAGUGAUUUUAUCAGUGAUAAUUUUGAAAUUCAAACUGGAAGUCAAUUUUCAACUUCACCAGCUUCUACUGCAGAAGCUGUCGUCUAUCGUCGAGAUAGCGGGUAUACAACUGCCGGCAGCUCUAACAAUGAUUACGACUAUGAAGCUGGAUAUGACCAGACAGAAGUAAAAGGUCAAAACCCAGCUGUCUGUGAGCAGAGCUCUACGGAGCAUGUAAGUGACAGUACAGCGAAACCUGUUUACACCUACGAUACAGAAGGCGGUUAUUCCACGGAACAGUCUAAAAGUUCUGAGGAUCAAACAGAUGCUCAUAACGACGAAGACUUUGAUUACACUUAUCGCGGUGACAGGCGAUACAUUGACGCUGCAGAAGCAGAAACUAAGUACCAAACGCAACAGGAAGAAAUCACAGAUGAACACAUUGACAGUACAAAAGAAAACGUUGCCUGGGAUGAUAUGGAAUCGCCCAAAUGGGCAGGACAAAAGCCAAUGUGGACAACAGUGUUUGGUGAUGAAGAGGAAAAGUCUGAAUCACAUACAGAUUCAGAGGCGAAGACCGACCAGGAUUCUGACUAUAUACAAAAUAAGGACAAAAGUGAUGGUGAGCUGGUUACUUUUCCAUUUGAUCAAAACAUUGCAACAACGUAUCAGAAAACAAAAAUUGUGAUUGACAACGACGAUGAAGAUGAGGACUACCCGCUGAUAAACGUUCCAACACCUUUGGCUUUACAACACCAACAAACACCAAAAACUUUACAGUUGGAACCAGCAGACGCGCUGAAGGAUGAAGAUUCAAUUAAGUCACCACCUUCAAUAACGAUAACUUCAUACGAUGACAAAAAACGGUCUUCGGACGAAGAAUCGGACGGCGAAACAAGUCCUUCAACGGAUGAGGAUGAUUAUCCGGACCAGGCAUUUGGCGAGUCGGCAAAUGAUGAGUUUGAUGUUCGGUGGGCUCAAGACAGUUUGAAUAAAACUUUGUCAGCCAGUGAAGCAGCACAAAAACAGGAGACCGAUAGUAAGGCAUUGGCAAUUUUGCCAGCAAACAGUGUUCAGAUUGAUGAUACGGGUGCAGUUGAGAAAAAUACUUUGGCAUCUUCGAGGAUAAAUCCAUUUUUGAGUGAAGAAGAAAAUGGCGAACCUUGGAAAAAUCCAGAUGACAUUUCGGUGGAAAUUGAUGAAAUUGAUUAUGCGGCAGCGAUGAAUUACUUCACCAAUAAACCGUACCGACCGGGUCCAGUUUAUACGAUUAUUGAAGACGAAGAACGUAGCGAUGGUUUUGUCGAUACAGAUGCCAAAUAUCAUGAUACUUGGAAUCUUGUGCUGAAAAUGGAGGGAGAAGAAAGUUUUAUUUUAAAAUGA